Molecule: messenger RNA, 2913 nt
Organism: Perognathus longimembris pacificus (Pacific pocket mouse)
Lineage: Eukaryota; Metazoa; Chordata; Mammalia; Rodentia; Heteromyidae
Gene: Kat14
Product: lysine acetyltransferase 14
Exons: 10
Coding region: 9-2351 (780 amino acids)
Molecular function (GO): acyltransferase activity, transferring groups other than amino-acyl groups
Source: RefSeq, a predicted model, not a curated record
AGGAAAGGAUGGAUAAUAAUAUUCACCUGAGCAGUUUGAUAAGUCGACAUGAUGAUGAGGCCACAAGAACAUCUACCUCAGAAGGGCUGGAGGAGGGAGAGGUGGAAGGAGAGACUCUCCUGAUAGUAGAAUCAGAGGAUCAGGCAUCAGUGGACUUAUCUCAUGACCAGAGUGGGGAUUCCCUCAACAGUGAUGAAGGAGAUGUGUCAUGGAUGGAGGAGCAGCUGUCCUACUUCUGUGACAAGUGCCAGAAAUGGAUACCAGCCAGUCAGCUGAGGGAACAGCUCAGUUACCUUAAGGGUGAUAAUUUUUUUAGGUUUACUUGUUCCGAUUGCUCAGCAGAUGGCAAGGAGCAGUACGAGCGGCUGAAGCUAACAUGGCAGCAAGUUGUUAUGUUGGCAAUGUACAACUUGUCUCUGGAAGGAAGUGGACGUCAAGGUUAUUUCAGGUGGAAAGAGGAUAUCUGUGCUUUUAUUGAGAAACAUUGGACUUUUUUACUGGGAAAUAGGAAAAAGACUUCGACAUGGUGGAGCACAGUAGCAGGCUGCCUUAGUGUGGGAAGUCCUAUGUAUUUCCGUUCGGGUGCUCAGGAAUUUGGAGAACCCGGAUGGUGGAAACUUGUUCAUAACAAGCCUCCAACAAUGAAACCUGAAGGAGAGAAGUUGUCUGCCUCCACUUUGAAAGUAAAAGCCUCAAAACCAAUGUUGGAUCCCAUCAUUACUGUUGAGGGGCUCAGAAAACGGGCAAGUCGAAAUCCUGUGGAAUCUGCCAUGGAGUUAAAAGAGAAAAGAUCUCGAACACAGGAAGCAAAAGACAUUCGAAGAGCCCAGAAGGAAGCAGCAGGCUUUCUUGACAGGAGCACAUCUUCCACCCCUGUAAAAUUCAUAAGCCGAGGUCGUAGACCAGAUGUGAUUCUUGAGAAAGGAGAAAUGAUUGACUUUUCAUCCUUGAGUUCUUCUGACCGAACGCCCCUGACCAGCCCUUCUCCUUCUCCAUCACUGGAUUUCUCUGCCCCUGGGACACCAGCCUCUCAUUCUGCCACACCUAGUUUGCUAUCAGAAGCAGAUCUGAUUCCAGAUGUGAUGCCCCCUCAAGCCUUGUUUCAUGAUGAUGAUGAAAUGGAAGGUGAUGGUGUUAUAGACCCAGGGAUUGAGUAUGUCCCACCCCCAGCUGGGUCUGCAGCUUCUGGACCAGCAGGAGGCAGAAAGAAGGUCAGAGCCCCUGAACAGAUAAAGCAGGAGGUAGAGAGUGAGGAGGAAAAGCCAGACAGGAUGGAUGCAGACAGCGAAGACACAGAUUCAAACACCUCUAUGCAUACAAGGGCUCGAGAAAAGAGAAAACCUCCUCUGGAGAAGGACACGAAGCCUAAAGGGCCCAAGUAUACUCCUGUGAGCAUCUAUGAGGAAAAGCUGCUUCUCAAGAGGCUGGAAGCUUGUCCCAGUGCAGUGGCCAUGACACCAGAAGCUCGGAGACUGAAGCGGAAGCUGAUUGUCAGGCAAGCGAAAAGAGAUAGGGGAUUACCACUUUUUGACCUGGAUGAAGUUGUGAAUGCUGCCCUUUUGUUAGUUGAUGGGAUUUAUGGAGCCAGAGAAGGAGGAGUUUCCAGGCUUCCAUCUGGACAAGCCACUUACAGGACUACCUGUCAGGACUUCAGGAUCCUGGACCGAUAUCAGACUGCCUUACCAUCUAGGAAAGGAUUUCGGCACCAGACAACCAAAUUUUUAUAUCGUUUGGUGGGAUCAGAAGAUAUGGCUUUGGACCAGAGUAUUAUCAGCCCUUAUACUUCUCGGAUCUUGAAGCCUUAUAUCAGGCGUGAUUAUGAGACAAAGCCACCCAAACUACAGCUCCUGUCACAGAUUCGUUCUCACUUGCACAAGAGUGAUCCUCACUGGAUACCUGAGCCUGAAGCACCUCUCGAUUACUGCUAUGUCCGACCAAAUCACAUCCCAACAAUCAACUCCAUGUGUCAAGAGUUUUUCUGGCCUGGCAUUGACCUGUCGGAGUGCUUGCAGUAUCCAGAUUUUAGUGUUGUUGUCCUUUAUAAGAAAGUCAUUAUUGCCUUUGGCUUCAUGGUUCCUGAUGUGAAAUAUAAUGAAGCUUACAUUUCAUUUCUGUUGGUCCAUCCUGAAUGGAGAAGAGCAGGGAUUGCAACUUUCAUGAUUUAUCACCUGAUUCAAACCUGCAUGGGCAAGGAUGUGACCCUUCACGUCUCAGCAAGCAACCCUGCUAUGCUGCUGUACCAGAAGUUUGGAUUCAAGACUGAAGAGUAUGUUUUAGAUUUUUAUGAUAAGUAUUACCCAUUGGACAGUACUGAGUGUAAACAUGCUUUCUUUCUGAGGCUCCGGCGCUGACAUGAACUCAGCUUUUCAGAAAGAACCAUUGGUUGUCAGAGAACAGCAUCAUGGAUUGGGUAGGCAGUUACUCUGUGGGCUCUAAUUGCUGUGAUUAAAUGUUCCUGCAAUCCCCUCAGCUGGGUGAGCAAAGCAGUGGGCAGUGGAAUGAGUAGUGGGCACAGCCACUGUCCUGUUCUUUCUGAAGUGGCUUCUACCAUUAACUAAAAACUGACAGUAUGUAAGAAUAAAGAAUAAAUUGAUAAUCUUGGUGAGAGAGAGUCUGACUGUCUGAAUUAAGAGGACAAGAAGAUACAGGAGCUGCUGAAGGUCUGCACAGUGCAAGGCAGCACACUGCACUGUCUGGGAGAGAGAUAUGAGAUGAUUACAUAACUUCUUUUGUAAUCCAGCUGGGUGAAAUUUACUUCAGGGGAGCUUCUGGGGCACUGAAGUUGUCUGUUACUGACUUUGGUCACAAUCCAAAAAAAUAAACCCCAUGUCUGUGUCCACAUGUUGCUUUAGUUAUUCUGCCUGAUAGAUCUUCAGGAAGCUUGGAUUGGUAAUAAAUGAUCACUUUCUCCCC